Molecule: messenger RNA, 4403 nt
Organism: Tachysurus vachellii
Lineage: Eukaryota; Metazoa; Chordata; Actinopteri; Siluriformes; Bagridae
Gene: pip5k1cb
Product: phosphatidylinositol-4-phosphate 5-kinase, type I, gamma b
Exons: 19
Coding region: 189-2522 (777 amino acids)
Biological process (GO): phosphatidylinositol metabolic process
Molecular function (GO): phosphatidylinositol kinase activity
Source: RefSeq, a predicted model, not a curated record
ACCCAUCACUACGAGCCGCUGUGAGUUUCGCCGUGGUGUUUGCAUGUGUGUGUUCUUCAAACGGGAAAACCUCACACAGCGGGGUUUCUACACCAAUAUGUAGCUUCAUAACAACACACCGCAAUGACUAGGGCUGCGUUAUCACCUUUUACUUCACCGUAAAUAGACGACGGUUUUCUCUGGAGCCGAUGGAGGGAGCAGUGAGGCCGGCUGAGGCCGGAGGAAGCGCAUCCUCACCCGGGGCCGCUGUGCUGGAGGAGACGGAGACCGUCAUUGGAGUCGGAUACGGGAUAGAAGACUUCGCUGCUAAGAAGCCCUACAUAACUGAGAUGCCGUCCUCAUCCUACCAUACAGGAAUUGGCCUUGAGAAGAAGAUUGGCCAUCGGAGGGUGGAUGCAUCAGGGGAGACCACGUACAAAAAGACCACCUCCUCGGCCUUGAGAGGUGCGAUCCAGCUUGGCAUCGGCUACACUGUGGGUAACCUGAGCUCCAAACCUGAGAGAGACGUGCUCAUGCAGGACUUCUAUGUGGUGGAGAGCAUCUUCUUUCCAAGUGAGGGCAGUAAUCUGACUCCAGCUCACCACUUCCCAGACUUCAGGUUUAAAACCUACGCCCCCGUGGCCUUCCGCUACUUCCGAGAACUCUUCGGGAUCCGACCUGACGACUACCUGUACUCUUUAUGUAACGAGCCCCUGAUCGAGCUGUCAAACCCCGGUGCUAGUGGAUCCAUCUUCUAUGUUACCCGUGAUGACGAGUUCAUCAUCAAAACUGUGCAGCAUAAAGAGGCGGAGUUUCUGCAGAAACUGCUCCCUGGGUACUAUAUGAAUCUAAACCAGAACCCUCGGACGCUGCUCCCCAAAUUCUUUGGGUUGUACUGCAUACAGUCUGGUGGGAAGAACAUCCGGAUCGUGGUAAUGAACAACGUUCUGCCACGUGUCUUCCGCAUGCACCUGAAGUUUGACUUGAAGGGCUCCACAUACAAGCGCAGAGCAUCCAAGAAAGAGAGAGAGAAAACCAAGCCUACCUUUAAAGACCUGGACUUUAUGCAAGAAGUGCCUGAUGGAUUACUGCUGGACACAGACACUUACAACGCCUUGGUCAAGACCCUGCAGAGGGACUGCCUGGUGUUAGAAAGCUUUAAGAUCAUGGAUUACAGCCUGCUCCUGGGUGUCCACAAUGUGGACCAGGCUGAGCGUGAGCAGCAGACAGAGGGUUCUCAGAGCAGCAGUGAUGAGAAGAAGCCUGCAGCCCAGCGAGCACUUUACUCCACAGCAAUGGAGUCCAUACAGGGAGGAGCUACAUGUGGAGACAUUGACACAGAGGACACAAUGGGGGGAAUCCCAGCAGUGAGUGGGAAAGGCGAGAGGCUGCUGCUCUUUAUUGGCAUUAUAGACAUUCUGCAGUCUUACAGACUCAUUAAGAAGCUGGAGCAUACGUGGAAAGCACUGGUCCAUGAUGGAGAUACAGUAUCCGUGCAUAGGCCAAACUUCUAUGCUGACCGGUUCUACAAGUUCAUGAGUUCUACAGUAUUCAAGAAGAGCUCCUCACUGAAGUCCUCUCCCUCAAAGAAGAGUCGCAGUGCUCUGACAGUGCCCAAGCAUAGCGGGCCUGGGGCAGCCUGGUCAGCCAGUCAACUUCCUUCAGAGAGAGACCACCACAUCUAUGACCUGAGAGGAGCACAUAGCUUUCCUGCGCUCGAGAACGACGGACUGCAUCCAUGUACUCCUCCAUCAUUUGAGGAGGCCACAACAGCCUCAGUUGCCACCACGCUGUCAUCCAACACGUCCAUAUCGAUCCCAGAGCGAUCUCCUUCUGAAACAGCAGAGCACCCUCGUUACAGGAGACAAACCAUGUCUCUAAAAGACAGCGAUGGAAGGUUGGUUGAUGUCCAUGAGGAGGACCAGCAGACUAUCACAGUGCAGGUAGAGUUUAAGAGAGAGACAGAAGAUGAGCAGGAGAAAGAAGAUCCAGUCAUGGAGCAGAAAGCAGAGUUUGACACUGAGAAGGAGUGUGUGAUCUCCUGUACACCACCUCCUGGAGAGAGCGAUGUGCCGGGGGAAGCAGAUGUGUUCUCCCUGCCAGAAAUCAGAGAGACUGAAAUUCUGGACGACAUCAUCCCAGAGACAGUCGGCCAGCCACAGGCAGCAGAUCUCCUUCCACCUGCAUCACCACCGGCAACCGUCUCUCUGGAGGAUGUCACCGUGGAAACAGGCACCGAGGCAGAAGCAUCAGCCGCCCCGAAGUCAGGAGUUCCGGAUACACUGGCUCUGAGCUCCACGCUAGGCAGACCCCAAUCCCAAUCCCUCAGUCAGUCAUCUGUGGAUGAGGAGGUUGUGCCAAUCACCGAUAUCUAUUUCUAUGCCGAGGGGAGAUACUGGGUGUAUUCCCCUGUCUCUCACAGACGCAAGCUCACCUCGAGCUACGAUGACUUUCAGCCUCCAGAGGACAGGAGCUGGGUUUAUUCCCCCCUCCACCAUCGCUCCGAGUCUCAGCCUGUAUCUGAUGGAGAGAGUGAGGCAUAAACUGUAUGCAGUGUGAGAGGUUGAACUCGGAGCUGCUCUGUCCUUUCCUGGGUCGCGCCCAUGACCCCUGCAGAAGAAACCCUGCUUUGCCAAGCAUCAUGGGGUAAAGAAUAUAGUAUGGAACUUUUUCAGAACUAAUAUUCUCUAGAAAGAGUAUAUCAUCAGCCAGUUGAUGCUCAGUCCUUUCCCAGGUCUUCUUCUUGUUCUGAAUCAGGUCAAGCGUAUCUGAGAACUGUCUCGUAUGACGGACUUCCUGAUUCCUGUGACAUGAAUAUAUAUAUGACUCUCUGCUCCGAGCCUCAUUCACCAGUCACAUUUGCAUGAUCCAAAUCUCAGUCUUAGUAAGCACUCUUCCAACACGUCUCAGUGUUUAUAAUUUAUUUUUUACAUUCCAUCCAUCACCUAAAUCGGUCGUUGCAUUUUACUUAAUGCCACCAUUAAGUUUGAAAUUUCCUGCUGAGAACUGAACUUCAGCUUUCUUCUCCGUGACGCUGUGCUGUAGGAGAUCCCCAGGUUUGGGGACGGACGCUGCUCUCUCACGUCUUCUACAAUAUAUCAGCUGCCGUGGCUGGACGCCGUAACUGAUACUGAAGACCUUUCCAGGGUUCAUAUUGUUUGCUAAUGUGUGAAGUACUGUGUCAUGAAACACAUCAGUAUUCUCAACAUCCUCUACUACUGUAGACCUUCACUUCACAUUUUUACUUCACAGGUUUUUUUUUUUCUUUUAUAUAUUUUAGGAUCUGUAGAUGUCAUUUUGGGUCCUAGAUGUUUUUCAUUUGAAUUUUAUAAUAGCUUUGGGUUAGAUUUGGGUCAUUGAGGUGACUACUGUAUGUUUGCUGUUUGUUUUUUUAUGGACUCAACACUAUAAAAUAGCCUACUAAAUCAUUCCUGAAUUAUUACUGAUAUUCUAAAGACAUUCAAUGAGAUAAUCUCAGAUAGUCAUGGUUUUAAUACCAUGCAACUCUGUGUGUGUGUGUGUGUGUGCAAGCGUGUAUGUGUGUGUGUCUGUGUGUGUCUCUGUGUGUGUGUAUAUAUAUAGAACAAAAUAGUUUUAUAUGGCGAGAGUUAGAUGAAAUUUGAAUAAAUAAAUAAAUAAAUAAAUAUUUAUUUAUUUAUUCAAAUUUCAUCUAACUCUCGCCAUAUAAAACUCGAUUUUGUUCUUACUUUCUUCAAGCCCCAUGAAAGCUUUAUGUCAUUCAAGACUUAUGUACAAUCUCUUAUUUAUUAGUUUUUAAACAUCCACAAUCCACAUCGGCUUUAUAUGUUUUUAGUUCAGAUUUUUUUGCCUAAAUGUUAAAUCGAUUGUAUCCGGAUAUUGAAUUUGGUGUAGCAGAAUAAUCCACAGCAUCACAGUUCAGUUUGUGUGAUCGUCUUAUUUGGAUAAAUUAUUUUAAUAGCUGAGAAGAACAGAACGAUUUCCCAAUGUGUUCGUAAUUAAUAAGCGUGCUAUUUUUCCAAAUUAUAACAACACAGCUUGUGUUGUAGCUAUAAGGUACAUAUGUGACCAUGAGUAUAGUGUAUGGUUUAAUUAAUAGGGAUUUUAUUUUUUAUUGCAUGUAUAAAAAAAAAACUAGGACGGGAUAUGUUAAUAACAUGAGGAAGAUUUCUUGUCCUGAAUUCCAAUCCCAGUUUGUCGAGAUGUCUAGUGUAAAGCUCUACUGUUUGUAUGUAGUGUGAAAAAAAAAUCCUCAAUAGUCUGUGUGAGUGAGCGAGUGUGUGGAAGUGUAUUUUACUGGUCGAGGAAGCAUUUAUUACCAUCAGUCUUUUCCUCAAAUGCGUUGCAUGUAUUCAGCACUAAGAUGCUCUGUUGAGAUAUUUAUCUGUGUCCAUCUCUAAAGGUGUUUAAACCUGAUGCCCUGUGUGUUUGUACAGAUCAGUGGA